Molecule: messenger RNA, 1794 nt
Organism: Drosophila persimilis
Lineage: Eukaryota; Metazoa; Arthropoda; Insecta; Diptera; Drosophilidae
Gene: Ssadh
Product: succinate-semialdehyde dehydrogenase [NADP(+)] GabD
Exons: 3
Coding region: 146-1663 (505 amino acids)
Biological process (GO): GABA catabolic process
Molecular function (GO): succinate-semialdehyde dehydrogenase (NAD+) activity
Source: RefSeq, a predicted model, not a curated record
CGUAGUACAAAUUAAAAUCAAUUAAAAGCAAUCAAAGCGCUCGAAUAAAAAGCAAAAAGAAGAGCACUUAGCACCCAGCGAAUUGCCCUGAUUCCGGUUUUGAUAAUACUUUGGCCAAAUACCUGAUACCUGUACGGCAAACAGAAUGUGGCGACACCUCCGCCCUAUCACAAGCAGAUCCAGCUUCAGUAAAAUGCGCAGUUUCUCGGCUUUGGUGCAGAGCAAGGCUCUAGUCAAUGGCAACUGGAUAGACUCCAGCAACAGCGCCACCUUCGAGGUGAGGAACCCCUCCAGCGGCGAGGUGAUUGGGAAUGUGCCCAACAUGACCGUGUCGGAUGCCCAGGAUGCCAUCAAUGCGGCCAAGCAGGCAUACGAGUCCAAGGAGUGGCGCUCUCUGACAGCCAAAGAUCGCUCCAACCUUUUAAAGAAAUGGCACAAACUCAUCGAGCAGCAUAGCCAGGAGAUAGCCGAGAUAAUGACCGCUGAAUCGGGCAAACCCAUUAGCGAGUCCAAAGGGGAGGUGGCCUACGGCAAUGCCUUUGUCGAAUGGUUCGCAGAGGAGGCUCGUCGCAUCUACGGGGAGAUCAUUCCCAGUCCUGUGGCUAAUCGUGAGAUCAUUGUAAUGAAGCAGCCCAUUGGUGUUGCAGCCCUAAUCACACCCUGGAACUUUCCACUGGCCAUGAUCACCCGCAAGGCUGGCGCUGCUCUGGCUGCGGGCUGUACCGUUGUGGUAAAGCCCUCAGAGGACACACCGCUGACCGCUCUGGCUGUGGCCAAGCUGGCCGAGGAGGCGGGCAUUCCCAAAGGAGUGAUCAAUGUGGUCACGACCAAUAAGGCGGCCCCCAUUGGCGACCUCUUCUGCAAGAGUCCAGACGUUCGCGGCAUCUCCUUUACCGGAUCCACGGAGGUGGGCAAGCUCCUUUUCCGCAACUCGUCGGAUGGAAUCAAGAGGAUAUGCCUGGAGCUGGGCGGCAACGCGCCAUUCAUUGUUUUCGACUCGGCUAAUGUGGAGAAGGCCGUCGAGGGAGCCAUGGCAUCCAAGUUCCGUAAUUGCGGCCAGACCUGCGUCUCGGCCAACCGAUUCUUUGUGCAGGACGGCGUCUACGAAAAGUUUGUGACGCAGCUGAAGCAGCGAGUGGAGGCGCUCAAGAUCGGCGAUGGUAAGGCCAACGAUGUCCAGAUCGGACCCCUCAUCAACCAGAUGCAGUUCAAGAAGGUCGGCGGCUUUGUGGAGGAUGCUCGCGGCAAAAAGGCGAACGUCAUAACAGGAGGCAAGCCUUUGCCAUCGAUUGGGCCGCUCUUCUAUGCGCCCACUAUCAUCACAGAUGUCCCAGCCACGGCCCAGCUUUACACGGAGGAGGUAUUCGGACCCGUCGUCUCCAUCAUCCGCUUCAAGGACGAGACGGAGGCCAUACAAAAGGCAAACGACACAAGACGCGGCCUGGCCGGCUACUUCUACAGCGAGAAUCUGCAGCAGGUCUUCAGGGUGGCCAAGCGCCUUGAGGUGGGGAUGGUGGGCGUCAACGAGGGUAUGAUCUCGACCGCAGAGGCGCCAUUCGGCGGCGUCAAGGAGUCUGGCGUAGGACGCGAAGGCUCCCAUCAUGGCAUCGAUGAUUAUGUGGAUAUCAAGUACAUUUGCAUGGGAAAUCUGAAGUACGAUUGAAGUUCAAGGAGCCCGCAGCACAUGCUUUCAUUUGCAGUCUUCCAUUAGAUAAAAUACAAUUUGUUGUUUGUUGCAUACUUGUAAAACACGCCGCUAUAUAAAUACAUUUAAAUUGAAAUGUGCGCGCUUAA